Corythoichthys intestinalis (scribbled pipefish) is the source of this 2256-nucleotide messenger RNA. It is a transcript of the gene dnph1, whose product is annotated as 2'-deoxynucleoside 5'-phosphate N-hydrolase 1. Gene Ontology annotation, molecular function: 5-hydroxymethyl-dUMP N-hydrolase activity. Lineage: Eukaryota; Metazoa; Chordata; Actinopteri; Syngnathiformes; Syngnathidae. Bases 286 to 714 code for a protein of 142 amino acids. The transcript has 4 exons. Gene Ontology annotation, biological process: deoxyribonucleoside monophosphate catabolic process. Gene Ontology annotation, cellular component: nucleus. The record is from RefSeq and is a predicted model, not a curated record.
CAGUGGGUUUUACGUAGUUAUUCCAUGGAACCACUGUAAGCGUUAUAGUUUUCCGGUAGAUUGUUUGAGGGAAAAAGAUUUUAUUUUUUGCCUACUCUUGACUUUUUCAAUGUACUUUCGCGAAUAACUCCGAUGCAAAAUGGCUGACGACGCCCGUUCCAGUUGGCUCGCGGCAGCAUCAGACAUCUAGCCUUAUACAUUAUGUCGGGGACCUUACCUCUUCUACGCAUGCGCACCGCAGUUAUUGCGGCCAGCUUCCUUCGCGGGUAAAUUGACGGAGAAGAUAUGAAGAUUUAUUUUUGCGCGAGCAUCCGUGGCGGAAGGGAGGACGCGCCCGUGUACGAGCACAUCGUUAAGACGCUAGGAAAGUUCGGCGAAGUUCUGACGGAGCACGUGGGAGACCGCCACCUCACCGACACAGGUGAGGGGCUACAGGACGGCGCCAUCCACGAUCGGGACCUGGUGUGGCUGAGACAAGCCGAUGCGGUGGUCGCUGAGGUGACGCAGCCGUCGCUGGGCGUGGGCUACGAGCUGGGUCACGCUUACCUGCUGGAGAAGAAAAUCCUCUGUCUCUUCAGACCGUCGUCGGGCCGGAGGUUGUCGGCCAUGAUCAGAGGAGCGGCGGACGGCGAGCGGGUCCAGGUGAUCGAUUAUCACGGCCUGGACGACGUGAACGAGAUUUUGGAGCGCUUCUUUAAAAUGGAAGCUCGCUGAAUUCAGCUUGCAGGUCUUACAAUAUAAAUGAGUGUCCUUCUUUCCGCACAACUAAGCUGUGUGUGUCUGUAAAUCAUCCAGUGGGGAGAACAAGUAUUUGAUACACUGCCAAUGGGUUUUCCCAUUGACAGUGUAUUUCCUGUUGAUUUUGGGUUAUCAAACAGGAGAUAUGUCCCAAAAUGAACAGAAAGGUUUGGUCAAAGGGCGACUUGAAGCCCCAGAGGAUCAGAAUAGCGUCAAAACCAUCGCGUUUUUAAAAAUGUUUUUUUUUCUUAAAUUAUUAACUCAUCGGCUGCCAUUGACUGCGAUUGACGUCCAUUUCGACCGUGAGGGCAUUCCAUCGAAUGACUACAGAACAAGCUUGUGUAGCUUAGGCUAAUGUCAAUUUUCAGUGAACUUUUUCAAUCCAGUGAAUUCAUUAAAGUUGAAUUGUUCAGAGGCAGAAAAAUUGUCGUCGGCUGCCAUCGACAUUUAAUACAUUUCGUCAAAUUGGAUUGGACGUCCAUGAGUUAACAAGCAACAAAAUAAUCCAGAGGUAUAACAAAAUUGCAAUAAAUUUGAACGUUUGCAGAAAGCAACAGCAAAAAAAAAAAAAAAAAAAAAAAAAAAAAAAAAGUCAAAAUCCCAACCAAGGCUUAAUUUAUUACAUUAGAUAUAUGUAUAUAUACAUGUUGAAAUCAAUGUAGGAAACUAGAAUCUCCCCGUUUUACAUAAACUUUUAUAGGUAUAUGGCGGAAAACACAGACAAGACUAAGAAAGCAGUUUUUGCUCUUGCACUCCUCUUUAAAAGAAACUGCUGUAUUUUAAGCCAAAACAACUGUUGUGUUUCAUAGAACAAUAUGUUUAUAUGCUGCCAUUGCAGAUUCAUGGCGGAUUUAGCCCCCGAACUAUUUUUUUAUUUGUCCGUUUUACCUUGGAAACCCCCGUGUACAGACGUCGCGAAAGCCAUAAAAAGGGAAGUAAUUAUGUUAUUCAAAAUGUCUGUCAUUUUUAGCUUAGUAUCAUUAAUUGAUGUCUAAUACUUCGUUUUAAAAAAAAACUAAUUUAAAAAAUUAUUCACUCGUAUAUUUUAAACUUUUAAACAAAUUACAUCACAAUGAAAAAAUUGGCGUCUGUAAAAAAGUCACGGAUAUCUACCUUAUAACUAUCGCUUAAUUGUAUUUUUUUUUCAUUACGAUCGCUUUUUUCCCAGUAUUUUAGAUGAUAAAAAUAAUCGAUCCAAGCAAAGAAAAAUUGAAAAAAAGAAAGUUUAGAAGGGUAAAUAUAUGAAAAUCAAAAUCUCGAUUACUGUUAUUGUCCGCGAUUUCUGCAUCGUGACUCUUGUUAUAUUACCAUGUUUACCCAUAAAAUCCCCCAAUAAUCCAGCUGUGUGUGGCCAUUCACGUCUGUGUCUUGACACUCGAUGAUGCACGCUACAUGGAGUUUUUGGAUUAAAACAAAGUAAGUACGCGAUAAUAUCUCGUUAAUAUCAUGGCGUCUUUAAAGCUGCUCUCGCGUGCUCUCACCUCCAGUUAGGGUUUUGCAUAAAAUUUUUAUUAUUUU